UGUGGACGCUGAUUUGAACUAGUUUCUUUUCUCCAUUCAAUUCAAUACAUUCGUAGCACAUCUUUUAGUAUGAAUAAAAUAUUGAAUAUUAUACAAAUAGUCGCAGUGAAUAAACAACUUAAAUAUAACAAACGUGAAAAAAUCGAACCGAUACAGUCAAAUUGGCAGUUUUGGUAGAUAUAAUUUCACAUCGGUUAAAAAAAAAGAAUUUUCAUUGCAAGUCGAACAUAAGAGUCCAUAAAACAAAAAUCAUAAAGUAACUUCGUAAAACUCAAUUUAACACUUUUCAUUAUAAAAAAGUGCGAAAUGAAAAAGCAAUCACCUUUUUUCCAGCGUCAAAUUUUGUUAGACAAUAAACUGUUGGUGCUAUGUUUUUUCGCUGUAAUUUCAUUUCCACGCAUAAAAUCCGGGACAAUACCCCAUAAACCAUUCGACUCAAUUAAUGGUGAACAACGACAAAAGGUCGGCACGUGUGAAAGUAUUAGCUGCUUAAAAAUAGCUUUCAAUAUAUUCAGUUACCUCGACGAAGAUAUUGAUCCUUGUGACGAUUUCUAUGAGUUUGCGUGCGGGAAUUUUCACAAAUAUGCAUCCAUUCCAGAUGGUAAAAAUGCAUUUAACGCAUAUUCAAAGGUUGAAGAAUUGGUACAACUGCAAUUACGUAAGAUUUUCGAUCAACCAUUGCCACCAAAUGAAUCGAAAGCGUUUCGCUUAGUGAAACAGUUUUAUUCAUCAUGUUUGAAUGAAACGUUGAUUGAAGAACGUGGCCUGCAGCCAUUGUUUGAGAUUUUAGAUUCGUAUGGCGGUUGGCCGGUGGUAAAAGGUGAUGCAUGGAAAGAAGAUGAUUUCGAUUGGAUUAAUACAGUUGGAUACAUUUUUGGAUUAGAUGUCGCUGCGGACAUGAAAAAUUCGUCAAAAUAUGUUUUGUAUAUUACCGAAUCAGACCAUGAUCUUCAUCGUGAAUUUCUAAUCGAAGGAAUGUCCGAUCCGGACGUUGAACUUUAUUAUAAUAUUAUGGUUGAUAAUGCUGUUAUUUUGGGAGCCAAUGAAAUUCAAGCCAAAGAAGAACUACAGGAAGCAUUGGAAUUUGAAAUAAGGUUGGCAAAGAUUGAAAUGUCUCGUGAAGAAGCUCGGAAUAUUACGUUAUUAUAUAAUCCGUAUACAAUCAAAGAACUUCAAUUAUCCUACCCGUACAUCCCGUGGUUGGAGUACAUUAAUUUAAUGUUACCAAAUGGAAUAAAUGUAACCGAAAACGAAACAAUUAUCAAUACAGCGCCAACAUAUUUUGAAAAACUGGAAAACAUUCUGAAUUCAACAUCAAAACGAGCAAUUGCCAAUUAUGUUUUGUGGCGUUUUGUAUUAUCCACUUCUCAGGCUUUAACAGCGAAAUUACGGAAUGCGGGACUUAUAAUGAGUCGUGAACGUUGGAGAGAAUGCGUUGACUUAACGUCCACCAAUUUUCAAUGGGCAGUGGGUGCGUUAUAUGUUCGAAAAUAUUUUCGCGAAGAAACAAGACGAGCGACCGUCGAAAUGGUGAAAUCUAUUCGAAAUGAAUUUAUUGAUAUUUUACGCAAUGCAACUUGGCUGGAUGAUGUAACUCGAGGGGAAGCAAUAAAAAAAGCAAAAUUGAUGGAUGCUCAUAUCGGAUACCCCAUUGAAUUUCACGACAGUAAUAAACUUGACAAAUAUUAUAAAGAUCUCGAAUUGGAACCCGAUAAUUUGUUCAUGAACAUUUUGCGUAUGGACAUAUUCAACACAGAUCGCAGAUUUGAUAAAUUGCGCGAGUCAACGGACGCCAUUGAAUGGGAGAUUACCACUGUAAAUGCAUUCAACAUUCCAAAUGAUAAUAGUAUUGUCCUUCCAGCUGCAACUCUACAAGAUCCUUUGUUUUCGAUGCAUGCACCAAACUAUAUGAAUUAUGCGUGCUUAGGAAGCAUCAUUGGACAUGAAAUUACGCACAGUUUUGAUGAUUUGGGACGACAACUUGAUUACGCUGGCAAUCUAGUCGAUUGGUGGGAUUCAAAGACAAAAACCCUUUUUCUCGAAUCCGCACAAUGCAUCAUCGAACAGUAUAGCAAAUACGUAGACGUCGAAUCGAAUUAUUCGGUAAAUGGUAUAAAUACAUUAGAUGAGAAUAUUGCCGACAAUGGUGGCGUUAGAGCAGCUUAUUUUGCCUAUUUUAAUAAUUGGGCUCAACAUCACAAGCCAGAAAAAUUGUUACCCAUUUUGUCAUAUGAUCAGAAGCAACUUUUUUGGAUAUCAUACGGGCAAACGUAUUGCGAAUUAACCACUAAAAACUACAACAAAUGGAUAAUUACGGUUGACGAACAUUCACCAAACAAAUUUCGUGUAAAUGGAGUGCUUUCAAAUAUUCCACAAUUUGCACAAGAUUUUAACUGUCCGAUAGACGCUAAAAUGAAUCCAACGAAGAAGUGCACCAUUUGGUAGUCAAUAAAGGCUCAAUUUUA
Messenger RNA from Contarinia nasturtii (swede midge), 2465 nucleotides. RefSeq names its product neprilysin-2-like. NCBI's taxonomy places the organism in Eukaryota, Metazoa, Arthropoda, Insecta, Diptera, Cecidomyiidae. The transcript has 9 exons. Bases 307 to 2445 code for a protein of 712 amino acids. Gene Ontology annotation, molecular function: metalloendopeptidase activity. The record is from RefSeq and is a predicted model, not a curated record. Gene Ontology annotation, cellular component: plasma membrane. Gene Ontology annotation, biological process: protein processing.